CCACUGCACCGAUAUAAGUCACACGCCUGAAAAUACAUAAACGUGUGAGCAUGACUGUGGCGGUGGCUGUGUGUACACGCAGAUGCACACUCAGUAGAAGUCUCAUGUCCGUGUAUGUGGCAUUUGUAUUCGUCUGGGCAUGAGUGUGCACGUGAGUGCGUAUAUGAGCCCUAUAUGUAUAUGCGCGCGCCUGUGUGAGCGUGGGUGCGUGUAGGUGUGAGCUGGCGGCGUGUGUGAACGGGCCACACAGCGGGAAUGUCUGUGGCUGUGUGAAGGGCGAUUCACGUCCCGCGCUGGGCAUGUGGGAGCGCGGCAUUUGUGCAGGGUGGACGUGAGUGUGUACCGGAGUGACCUUGGUGAGUGAGUCCGCAUGUGCCACAGGAGCGCUCCUGGGAGUAAGUGUGACAGGAGAUUCGCGUGUGGUAAUGAGCCUGUGUAAGUUUGUUGAGGUGGAGGGAGGACCCGCUGAUGUGGGCUCAUACGUGUGCCCAGUGAGAGUGUGUGUGUGUGUGUGUGUGUGUGUGACAAUGGGCGAGGGUGGCGCAGUCUGUCACUGCCGGGGCAGUGAGGCCCGGAGCCCAGGCUGAGCCCAGAGCACACCCGGCGAGGAAGUGUGGCCGAGGCUCCCACCUGAAGAUUGGCCCAGUCCUCAGGUUUCACUCAUGACCCUGUGACAUCAGCAGCAGCAGCUGUCCCCGCCGGCCCGGCCCCCCGGCCAAGUCCCCCAGAGUUCCAGCCCCAGCCCGAGGUGGGCACGACGCUCCGGGCUUGUCAGCGACUGCUCUGCUCCCGUCCAAUAGCUGAAGCCACACAGUUCCCGGAGUUUGAGCCCAGCAGGCAGUUGAGGGCACUGGGGCAUUGUCCCCAAGUCCCAAGGCCGAAGAGGAUCUGGUUGGUUUGCUGUCAGUCUCGAGGGCGGCCCACACCUGCCGGGGCCAGUGUGGUGUGGGGUCCGGGGUGAUGCUCUGGGCCCAGCACCUGUGCAGCAGCAGCACCUGGGCCUCGCAGGCGCAUCCCCCAGCCCCGGCAGGGCCUGCCUGCCCCCCUCCCCGCCCAGCCCCCAGGCAGGCAGGAGGUGAGGCGUGGUCAGCAGGCCCAGGGCAGGGUGGCUGCCCAGUACCCCGGGAGCUGCACGCUGCAGCUGCCCCGGCUGCCCGCCACCUUCCUGGCCCCUGAGCCCAGGAUGCGAGGAUGGCCAGACCGUCUCUGGCAACCGUGGUCCCUCUGGGCCCCGAAUGCCUGCGCCCCUUCACCCGGGAGUCCCUGGUGGCCAUAGAGCAGCGGGCGGCGGAGGAGGUGGCGCGGAAGGAGCGGAACAAGCAGAUGGAGAUUGAGGAGGCUGAACGGAAGCCGCGCAGCGACCUGGAGGCCGGCAAGAACCUGCCCCUUAUCUAUGGGGACCCCCCACCGGAGGUCAUCGGCAUCCCCCUGGAGGACCUGGACCCCUACUACAGCGACAAGAAGACCUUCAUCGUUCUCAACAAGGGCAAGGCCAUCUUCCGCUUCUCUGCCACGCCUGCCCUCUACCUGCUGAGCCCCUUCAGCCUCGUCAGGCGCGGUGCCAUCAAGGUGCUCAUCCACUCGCUGUUCAGCAUGUUCAUCAUGAUCACCAUCUUGACCAACUGUGUGUUCAUGACCAUGAGUGACCCGCCUCCCUGGUCCAAGGACGUGGAGUACACCUUCACAGGGAUCUACACCUUUGAGUCCCUCAUCAAGAUGCUGGCCCGAGGCUUCUGCAUCGAUGACUUCACAUUCCUCCGGGACCCCUGGAACUGGCUGGACUUCAGCGUCAUCAUGAUGGCGUACCUGACGGAGUUUGUGGACUUGGGCAACAUCUCAGCCCUGAGGACCUUCCGGGUGCUGCGGGCUCUGAAAACCAUCACGGUCAUCCCAGGGCUGAAGACGAUCGUGGGGGCCCUGAUCCAGUCGGUGAAAAAGCUGUCGGAUGUGAUGAUCCUCACUGUCUUCUGCCUGAGUGUCUUUGCCCUGGUGGGGCUGCAGCUCUUCAUGGGGAACCUGCGGCACAAGUGUGUGCGCUGGCCACCGCCCUUCAACGACACCAACACCACAUGGUACGGCAACGACACGUGGUACAGCAAUGACACGUGGUACAGCAAUGACACGUGGUACGGCAACGACAGCUGGGCCAGCAACUACACCUUUGACUGGGACGCCUACAUCAGUGACGAAGGGAACUUCUACUUCCUGGAGGGCUCCAACGAUGCCCUGCUCUGUGGGAACAGCAGUGACGCUGGGCACUGCCCCGAGGGUUAUGAGUGCAUCAAGGCCGGGCGGAAUCCCAACUAUGGCUACACCAGCUACGAUACCUUCAGCUGGGCCUUCCUGGCUCUCUUCCGCCUCAUGACACAGGACUAUUGGGAGAACCUCUUCCAGCUGACCCUUCGAGCAGCCGGCAAGACCUACAUGAUCUUCUUCGUGGUCAUCAUUUUCCUGGGCUCCUUCUACCUCAUCAAUCUGAUCCUGGCCGUGGUGGCCAUGGCCUACGCCGAGCAGAACGAGGCCACCCUGGCGGAGGAUCAGGAGAAAGAGGAGGAGUUUCAGCAGAUGCUCGAGAAAUUCAAGAAGCACCAGGAGGAGCUGGAGAAGGCCAAGGCCGCCCAGGCUCUGGAAGGUGGGGAGGCAGAUGGGGACCCAGCCCAUGGCUGCAAUGGCAGCCUGGACGCAUCGCCUGGGGAGAAGGGAGCCCCGAGGCCGAGCGGCAGUGCAGACAGCGCCAUCUCGGAUGCUAUGGAAGAGCUGGAAGAGGCCCACCAGAAGUGCCCACCAUGGUGGUACAAGUGUGCCCACAAACUGCUCAUAUGGAACUGUUGCAUUCCAUGGGUGAAGUUCAAGAACAUCGUCCACCUGAUUGUCAUGGACCCCUUCGUGGACCUGGGCAUCACCAUCUGCAUCGUGCUCAACACCCUCUUCAUGGCCAUGGAACAUUAUCCCAUGACAGAGCAGUUUGACAACGUGCUCACUGUGGGCAACCUGGUCUUCACAGGCAUCUUCACAGCAGAGAUGGUGCUGAAGCUGAUCGCCAUGGACCCCUACGAGUACUUCCAGCAGGGCUGGAACGUCUUCGACAGUAUCAUCGUCACCCUCAGCCUGGUGGAGCUGGGCCUGGCCAACGUGCAGGGGCUGUCCGUGCUCCGCUCCUUCCGUCUGCUGCGGGUCUUCAAGCUGGCCAAGUCGUGGCCGACGCUGAACAUGCUCAUCAAGAUCAUUGGCAACUCGGUGGGGGCGCUGGGCAACCUGACGCUGGUGCUGGCCAUCAUCGUGUUCAUCUUCGCGGUGGUGGGCAUGCAGCUGUUCGGCAAGAGCUACAAGGAGUGCGUGUGCAAGAUCGCCUCCGACUGCAGCCUGCCGCGCUGGCACAUGCACGAUUUCUUCCACUCCUUCCUCAUCGUCUUCCGCAUCCUGUGUGGGGAGUGGAUCGAGACCAUGUGGGACUGCAUGGAGGUGGCCGGCCAGCCCUUGUGCCUCACCGUCUUCCUCAUGGUCAUGGUCAUCGGCAACCUGGUGGUCCUGAACCUGUUCCUGGCUCUGCUGCUGAGCUCCUUCAGCGCUGACAGCCUGGCGGCCUCGGACGAGGACGGCGAGAUGAACAACCUGCAGAUCGCCAUCGGGCGCAUCAAGUGGGGCAUCGGCUUCGCCAAGGCCUUCCUGCUGGGCUUGCUGCACGGCAAGCUCCUGAGCCCCAGGGACAUAAUGCUCAGCCUCGGGAAGCCCGGGGACGCCGAGGAGGCCGGAGAGGCCGGGGAGAGCGCCCCCGAGGACGAGAAGAAGGAGCUGCCACCUGAGGAGGACCUGAAGAAGGACAAUCACAUCCUGAACCACGUGGGCCUGGUGGACGGCCCUCCCUCCAGCAUCGAGCUGGACCACCUCAACUUCAUCAACAACCCCUACCUGACCAUACAGGUGCCUAUCGCCUCCGAGGAGUCCGACCUGGAGAUGCCCACGGAGGAGGAAACCGACACUUUCUCGGAGCCUGAGGACAGCAAGAAGCCGCUGCAGCCCCUCUACGAUGGCAACUCCUCCGUCUGCAGCACGGCGGACUACAAGCCCCCCGAGGAGGACCCUGAGGAGCAGGCAGAGGAGAACCCCGAGGGGGAGGAGCCCGAGGAGUGCUUCACUGAGGCCUGUGUGCAGCGCUACCCCUGCCUCUACGUGGACAUCUCCCAGGGCCGCGGGAAGAAGUGGUGGACCCUGCGCAGGGCCUGCUUCAAGAUCGUCGAGCACAACUGGUUCGAGACCUUCAUUGUCUUCAUGAUCCUGCUCAGCAGUGGGGCCCUGGCCUUCGAGGACAUCUACAUCGAGCAGCGGCGAGUCAUCCGCACCAUCCUAGAGUACGCCGACAAGGUCUUCACCUACAUCUUCAUCCUGGAGAUGCUGCUCAAGUGGGUGGCCUACGGCUUCAAGGUGUACUUCACCAACGCCUGGUGCUGGCUCGACUUCCUCAUCGUGGACGUCUCCAUCAUCAGCCUGGUGGCCAACUGGCUGGGCUACUCGGAGCUGGGACCCAUCAAAUCCCUGCGGACACUUCGGGCCCUGCGGCCCCUGAGGGCGCUGUCCCGAUUCGAGGGCAUGAGGGUGGUGGUGAACGCCCUCCUGGGCGCCAUCCCCUCCAUCAUGAACGUGCUGCUCGUCUGCCUCAUCUUCUGGCUCAUCUUCAGCAUCAUGGGUGUGAACUUGUUUGCCGGCAAGUUCUACUACUGCAUGAACACCACCACCUCCGAGCGGUUUGACAUCUCCGAGGUCAACAACAAGUCCGAGUGCGAGAGCCUCAUGCACACGGGCCAGGUCCGCUGGCUCAACGUCAAGGUCAACUAUGACAACGUGGGUCUGGGCUACCUCUCCCUCCUGCAGGUGGCCACGUUCAAGGGUUGGAUGGACAUCAUGUAUGCAGCCGUGGACUCGCGGGAGCAGGAGGAGCAGCCACAGUAUGAGGUGAAUAUCUACAUGUACCUCUACUUCGUCAUCUUCAUCAUCUUCGGAUCCUUCUUCACCCUCAACCUCUUCAUCGGCGUCAUCAUUGACAACUUCAACCAGCAGAAGAAGAAGUUUGGAGGGAAAGACAUCUUCAUGACAGAGGAACAGAAGAAAUACUAUAACGCCAUGAAGAAGCUUGGCUCCAAGAAGCCGCAGAAGCCAAUUCCCCGGCCCCAGAACAAGAUCCAGGGCAUGGUGUAUGACUUCGUGACGAAGCAGGUGUUUGACAUCACCAUCAUGAUCCUCAUCUGCCUCAACAUGGUCACCAUGAUGGUAGAGACGGACGACCAGAGCCAGCUCAAGGUGGACAUCUUGUACAACAUCAACAUGGUCUUCAUCAUCGUCUUCACGGGCGAGUGUGUGCUCAAGAUGUUCGCCCUGCGGCAGUACUACUUCACCGUCGGCUGGAACAUCUUCGACUUUGUGGUUGUCAUCUUGUCCAUUGUGGGCCUCGCGCUCUCCGACCUGAUCCAGAAAUACUUCGUGUCGCCCACGCUGUUCCGUGUGAUCCGCCUGGCGCGGAUUGGGCGUGUCCUGCGGCUGAUCCGCGGGGCCAAGGGCAUCCGGACGCUGCUGUUUGCCCUCAUGAUGUCGCUGCCUGCCCUCUUCAACAUCGGCCUCCUCCUCUUCCUGGUCAUGUUCAUCUACUCCAUCUUCGGCAUGUCCAACUUUGCCUACGUCAAGAAGGAGUCGGGCAUCGAUGACAUGUUCAACUUUGAGACCUUUGGCAACAGCAUCAUCUGCCUCUUCGAGAUCACCACGUCAGCCGGCUGGGACGGGCUCCUCAACCCCAUCCUCAACAGCGGGCCCCCCGACUGUGACCCCACCCUGGAGAACCCAGGCACCAGCGUCAAGGGGGACUGCGGCAACCCCUCCAUCGGCAUCUGCUUCUUCUGCAGCUACAUCAUCAUCUCCUUCCUCAUCGUGGUCAACAUGUACAUUGCCAUCAUCCUGGAGAACUUCAACGUGGCCACCGAGGAGAGCAGUGAGCCCCUGGGCGAGGACGACUUCGAGAUGUUCUAUGAGACGUGGGAGAAGUUCGACCCCGACGCCACCCAGUUCAUCGCCUACAGCCUCCUCUCUGACUUCGUGGACACCCUGCAGGAGCCGCUGAGGAUCGCCAAGCCCAACAAGAUCAAGCUCAUCACACUGGACCUGCCCAUGGUGCCGGGGGACAAGAUCCACUGCCUGGACAUCCUCUUCGCCCUGACCAAAGAGGUCCUGGGUGACUCUGGGGAAAUGGACGCCCUCAAGCAGACCAUGGAGGAGAAGUUCAUGGCGGCCAACCCCUCCAAGGUCUCCUACGAGCCCAUCACCACCACCCUGAAGAGGAAGCAGGAGGAGGUGUGCGCCAUCAAGAUCCAGAGGGCCUACCGCCGGCACCUGCUGCAGCGCUCUGUGAAGCAGGCGUCCUACAUGUACCGCCACAGCCAGGACGGCAAUGGUGACGGGGCCCCUGAGAAGGAGGGGCUGAUCGCCAGCACUAUGAACAAGAUGUAUGGCCGUGAGAACGGGAACGGGAACAGAAGUGUGCACAGCGAGGGGGACAAGGGCUUGGCUGGGGACGCUGUACCUGCCUUGGGGCUCACGCCGGUCAGCCCCUCAGAUGCCGCCCUGCCUCCGUCCCCACCACCGGGGCAGACGGUGCGCCCAGGGGUCAAGGAGUCUCUUGUCUAGCAGGCAGCGUCAAGAUGGCCAGCUGAGCCUUGGCACAGCCCCCACAGCUCCCCCGGGGUGCCCUCACGCUGAGUGAGGGAGCAGGGCUUUGAGUCUGAGACUGCAUCCAGCUCUCUCAUGGGGACAGGAUUUGGCCACACUGGGGCCAAGGGAGAUGGGGAUGCGCUCGGGGCUCCAUGCUGGGCCUGAGGCCUCUGCCUCCGUGAUCUCACCUCAAGUUGCUCUUACCUCCUCUCGGGCCCUGCCGCCCCUGCCUUCGGCCUGGGGGAGGUCAGAGCAUCAGAAUCUCUGCCCCCACUUGGGGAGGAGCUGGCCUGCAAGGGAGGGAUUGGCUGCCCUCCUGUCACCAGAGUCUUAAGGGCUACUGGCCUCUCCCCAGGAAGUGACUCAGGCCUCUCACCCCUAGCCCAGACAAAGAUGUCUUAACCUCGGUGAGUGCAGACGCCUGACCCCAGGGCACUGCCGCCCGACUCUGGGCUGCAGCUUCACCUGCCAGCUCAGGAAUCCCCCGGAAAAAGGAAAUGUGACCGACAGAAAUCGCUCCACAAGCCUACCUGGCCACGGGAUCCUGAUGCAUCAGGCUGGGAUAGCGACUCCAGAAACCUGCUCCCGGGGCCAUGGCCAGGCCCACGGCUCCCCUGGCUGGCCCCUAGGGGAGGAGCAGAAGGAAGGAUUCCACUUGGGAGUGUCCUUUUCUAGGAAGCAUGGAUGGGCGGUACAGGCUGGGUCCUGCCAGCUGGAUCACUGCACUUGGCCUGAGCACUGCGACCUGGGGUGGGGCCGGGGACCCUGGUGCUCAGGAAGAGUCUCAUCCCUUCCCUCUCUCCCUCCCUCGUUCCCCCAUGAGCACCACCAGGGCUCCUCGUGGCCUCACCAAGCCUCAGAGAUCUCUCCGUCCUCAGCUCUCCCCAUACCCAUCUCUUCCUCCGUCCUCAUCCUCCCGCACCUCUCCUCAAAGUGACCCUAAGGUUGUGAGAGAUGUCAACGCUGGAGCAUGCAGCAGGGAACACUCACCUGGCUCAGGCUCAACCUUCCAACUCCCUGCUGCCUGGAAAGCAUUUCUGCCACACGUCUGAUCUGGGCGUGGCAGUGACAGGCCUCUGCUGGCUCCUGGAGAACAGAGGCCGAGCUUGGAGGAAGGGGAAGAAACCUGGUCAGGGGUCACUGGGUGUAUUCACUUGUGUGUCUGUGUGUAUAGCUGUGCGUGUGAACCACUGCGUGCUGGUGCCUGCGUAUGCGUGUGUGUCUAGGUAUCUUUGUGUAUACGUGUGUCAGUGUGCCCUGGAGUGUCUGAAAGUCUGUGGGAGAGCAGCUGUGUGUGUGUGUGUGUGUGAGACUUCUGUGCAGGCCUGUUCAUGGGCGUGUGCCUGUAUGCGGGAGAGUGGGCCUGUGCUGUGAGUGUGUGGACGAGUGUGAACACGCGGUAAGGCUUGCACUUGGAGUCCCCUGUGGGCCUAAGUUCCUCUUCUUUGUCUUCUUGUUUCUCGUGAACAAUUUUAUUAAAAUUCAGGAAGCAGCAGAACCUUCAAAACAAGAUAUGUGUGUGCGCUUGUGUGUUCGUGUCUGUGUGCACCCACGUGCAUGCCUGUGGGCCAGAGUCUUCCGUGGUGCCCGCCCUGCUCUCCCACCCGCUCCUGUCCUGCCUGGGCGUCCCUCUCUCUUAUCCCUCACGAGCACCUCUCUUCGCCUUCCUGUUUCUCGUGCUCACGCUGAUGGCCUCGGCCGUGCUCCCCAUCUCCCACCUGCGUUUCCUCUAUGGAAGGAGCCUCCUCCUGCCACCACUCCUGCGGUGACUCUGUCUCUUCCUUCAGAAGGCGCACCCAGUGGGGGCCAACCUCCGCCUGCCCCCCCCCGCCCUCUGCCUUUCCCUCCCGGAGCCCGACGGCCAUGGUCCCCAGAGCCUCAGUGAUCUCUUAGAGUGGAUUUUCCCCACGGACUGUGUGCAGAUUGCAGAGGAAGAGCGAUGAGCAGGGUCAGCCUCCCCCUGCCUGCGGCCCCCUCCCCUGCAGACCCCUCGCCAGGCCGGCAGACGGGUUCCUUUGUACAGUUCUUACAAUAAA
This is a messenger RNA of Lemur catta (Ring-tailed lemur), 8729 nucleotides long. RefSeq names its product sodium voltage-gated channel alpha subunit 4 (gene SCN4A). The transcript has 25 exons. Gene Ontology annotation, biological process: neuronal action potential; sodium ion transmembrane transport; membrane depolarization during action potential. Gene Ontology annotation, molecular function: protein binding; voltage-gated sodium channel activity. Lineage: Eukaryota; Metazoa; Chordata; Mammalia; Primates; Lemuridae. The record is from RefSeq and is a predicted model, not a curated record. Gene Ontology annotation, cellular component: plasma membrane; axon; voltage-gated sodium channel complex. The coding region runs from base 1192 to 6669 and encodes 1825 amino acids.